UAUUUUUUUUUAAUGACAGUAUAACCUGUCUAUAUGCAGUUCAGAUAAUAAACCAAGCGAUUCUAGAGAAGAGGUGCGAGCGUUGUGAUUUUCUCUUCUCUGCAGAAAUCCUCGAUCGUGUUUCGCUCCUCAACAACUAGGGUUCCUCCUCCACUCUUACGCUCUACUCUACCUAACUCUGAUACAAAUGAGUGUUGUGACAGAUUCUCCUGUACAUUCUUCUGGCAGUGAUGACUUUGCUGCAUAUCUCAACGAAGCACUUGAUGAAAAUUCAUCCAGCUCAUCCUCAGAUGAAGAAGCUGAAGGCAAAAAUGAGUUUGAGGAUGUCAGCAGAAAUAAAAGACGUAAAUUUGAAAGCACUGAAGAAACUGAGGGGUCUACUUCAGAAGGAAUUGUGAAACAUGAAUUAGUUUUUGCAGAGUCAUCCGUGAAGGUAGAUGUUUGUACACAUCCUGGCUCAUUUGGAGACAUGUGUAUAUGCUGUGGGCAAAAGUUGGAUGAGGAAUCUGGUGUGACAUUUGGGUACAUACACAAGGGACUGAGACUUCACGAUGAGGAAAUUUCUAGACUGCGUAAUACAGACAUGAAGAAAUUUUUAUACAGUAAAAAACUUUACCUGGUUCUUGACCUAGAUCACACACUGUUAAAUACCACUAUCCUUAGUCAUUUGAGCCCAGAAGAGUCGCAUUUACGUAACGAGACAGAUUCUCUAGAAGACGUCUCCCAAGGUAGCCUCUUUAAAUUGGAGCAUAUGAAUAUGAUGACCAAGUUGAGGCCCUUUGUCCGUACAUUUCUUAAAGAAGCAAGUGAAAUGUUUGAGAUGUACAUCUACACCAUGGGUGAUAGGCCAUAUGCAUUGGAGAUGGCCAAGCUCCUUGAUCCUCAAGGAAAAUACUUCAAUGCUAAAGUGAUAUCUCGAGAUGAUGGGACUCAAAAGCAUCAAAAGGGUCUUGAUAUUGUUUUUGGGCAAGAAAGUGCUGUCUUAAUUCUCGAUGAUACAGAACAUGCAUGGAUGAAUCAUAAAAGCAAUCUGAUACUUAUGGAAAGAUACCAUUUUUUCGCUUCAAGUUGUCGGCAAUUUGGCUUCAAUUGCAAAUCUCUUGCUGAAACGAAGAGCGAUGAGAAUGAAAUAGAUGGAGCACUUGCAAAAAUACUUGAAGUGCUCAAGCAAAUCCAUAGCACAUUCUUUGAUAAACUUGAAGGAGAUCUUGUUGACCGAGAUGUGAGGCAGGUUUUGUCAUCACUUCGAGGUGAAAUCUUAAGCGAAUGUGUGAUCAUUUUCAGUCGUAUUAAUCAUGAUGCAUUGCCAACUCUCCAGAGAGUCGCACAGAAAAUGGGUGCUACAUGCUUGACGGAACUUGACCCCACAGUGACACAUGUGGUUGCUACUGACGCUGGAACUGAGAAGUCCAGAUGGGCAGUUAGAGAAAAGAAGUUUUUGGUUCAUCCUCGAUGGAUAGAGGCUGCAAAUUACUUUUGGCAAAAACAACCCGAAGAGAACUUUGGUCUAAAAAAGACCACUAACAACUCUUAGUAUAGCACUGAUCUAUCUAUCUAUUGGUGAUGAAUCAAAAACUUCUCUUUAACUUCUUAUUUUGGUAGAAGCGCAAAUUGAGAAUUUUUUUCUUUGAUGAAUCUAAAACUUCUCUCUUUUGAACUUCUUAUUUUGGUAGAAGCAAAAUGAGAACUUUCCCUUGUUUCAAUACAAGCUUAGGCUUUUAUGAUAAUUUUGUAGUUUAUGAAACCAAAGACUUGGAAGGUUACAAUGCUAUUGCAAUUAUAACAUGUACAGAUUUUAUUGGUUCCCA
Lathyrus oleraceus (garden pea) is the source of this 1808-nucleotide messenger RNA. Its product is annotated as RNA polymerase II C-terminal domain phosphatase-like 4. The record is from RefSeq and is a predicted model, not a curated record. The transcript has 9 exons. Lineage: Eukaryota; Viridiplantae; Streptophyta; Magnoliopsida; Fabales; Fabaceae. Gene Ontology annotation, molecular function: RNA polymerase II CTD heptapeptide repeat phosphatase activity. Gene Ontology annotation, cellular component: nucleus. Bases 188 to 1534 code for a protein of 448 amino acids.